CUGACACUAUCGAGGUGUUUAUUGAAAAUUAUAAAUAAUCUUAUAGAAAUAUUACAAGACAAAGUGUUUCUGUAUCAGCCAACAAUCGUAUCUAUUGUAAUUUUUGCAGGACACGUCGUCAUUAAUAUAGCUGAAAGUUUCUUAAAUCCAAGUAACAUUGUGGAAAAUAAAAAUAUAUUGCGAAUUUUAUUCAAAUGAUUAUUGUUUAUUCAAGUUCGGUCGACGCUAUCUUUGAAUGGCGCCAAUAGAGGGCAUGACCGGAGCAAAUGACAACAUUUUAUGUAACAUUGCAAUAUAAUAAUAAAAUUAGGAACCACAGAAUAUAUUUAAAAACAACUAAGGUAGAAUUUAAAUUGUACCAUUUAAAAUAAAAGUAAUUUAUUAACGAAGAUCGGGAUUUUUAUUGUUAUUUGUUGUGAAAAUGUCAUUACCAGACAAAUGGGAUUACUGCAUUGAUUCGGAAAUCGAUCUGGGUUUCUGUCAGGAAUUCCAUGGUUACACUAUGGUACAAAGGGUAGCCACAGAUGAGCGUCCAUUUGAGACGCCCUCUUCGGAUGAGAGCGGAUUGGGGCGGAGCGACUCUCCCAGCGAGGACUUGGAACCAGAGGCAGCUUUGGUGGUUCCACCGGACGGCGGUUGGGGCUGGGUGGUGGUGGUAGCUUCAUUUAUGUGCAACUUCAUCGUUGACGGCAUAAUUUUCUCUGGAGGAAUGCUGUUGACUCCCAUACAAAAAGAGUUUAAAGCGACUGACGGUCAAGUGGCACCUGUGAAUUCAUUAUUAGCGGGAUUUUAUCUUUUAGCGGGGCCUUUCGUAUCAGCUUUAGCAAACAAAUAUGGUUUCCGCGUUGUUACAAUAGUGGGCACUCUCAUAACAAGCACUGCAUUCGCCUUAUCAUAUUUCGCGGAGAGCGUCGAGUAUCUUUAUCUUGUGUACGGCGUCGUGGGAGGCGUGGGUUUCUGUAUGAUUUACAUGCCGGCUGUACUCACUGUGGGUUUCUACUUCGAACGUUGGCGAGCGUUGGCCACGGGUUUGGCGUUAUGUGGCUCGGGGGUUGGCACAUUCGUGUUCGCGCCCCUAACUGACAUGUUGAACGAACGAGUUGGAUGGAAAAUGACUAUAGUUAUACACUCUGGGUUAGUGCUCUUAUGCAUCAUAUUCGGAGCUAUGUUCCGACCUAUAAAUCCCGUCCGCGUGACGUUAGCUGACAAACAAGACGAAGACGACGAUUCGAGAAGACACGAAGAAGCUGUGGAAAAAUUGAAUUCUAUGUUGAAGCUGCAAAGCAAACUCGACUCCGGUAUAUCGAUGCCGGCAGAAAUGAGAUUCACUAACAAAGUCAGUCCACACACCUGGAUGGGCGUAGCAAACAACACUCGCUAUCCGACUGCGGAAGAAGUGUUUAAAGGGAGUAAUUCCCAUAUAAGCAGACGAUCGUCAGCCACAGCCGGUACCAUAAAGCAUAACCUGGGAAACAAGCCCAUGUUCAUAGCUUUACCAGUCGCCGAGAAGGACGAACAGGAAGACUCUAACAGCAACAUCGAUAACGCUGAACCUCUCAUCUCCAACACGAUCAAAGUCAUCACGAGGGACCAAAGACCGCGUAGGUCUCACAUGGAUCUCGUCGCGAGGCCGUUCUAUCGUGACGACAUUUUCUUCAGCGGUAGCUUAGCCAGACUACCUCAGUAUACAUCGAGGACUUCAUUGGGCUACCACUUAGCCGUAACCCAUGUACCGACACAGGAGGAUGCUCAAGAGGAAGUAUCCAAACAAUGUCGCCUAUGCCCAGAAUCGGUCAAAAGAGCUCUAGCAACAAUGCUGGACGUAAGUCUCUUCAGAUCGCCUACAUUCAUACUUCUAACUAUGAGCGGAUUUUUCACGAUGUUGGGCUUCUUCGUACCAUAUAUGUACGUGAAGCAGAGAGCUGAGAGCAAUGGCAUAGGUAAAGCAACGAGUGUUAUGUUGGUAUCUGCUAUAGGAAUAGCGAAUAUCGUGGGUCGUAUCGCGUGUGGGCUGGUGUCCUCGAUGCCUAAAGUGUCUCCGUUAUGGCUGAACAACAUAGCUUUAUCUGCUGGUGGUGUCGCUACUAUGAUGAGCGGACUCUCCUAUGAAGAGUAUUUCCAGUUCGGUUACUGCACUAUUUUUGGAUUGGCUAUCGCAUGUUUCGCGUCCCUUCGUUCAAUACUCGUAGUGGAGUACAUCGGUCUAGAACAACUUACUAAUUGUUUUGGACUAUUCCUACUUUUCCAAGGCCUCGGAGCACUCCUCGGAGCACCAAUCGCGGGCGCUCUCAUGGACAUGACUCACAGUUUCGACAUAGCGUUCUACGUGUCCGGCAGCUUCCUAUUAUUUUCGGCUGUUAUAAUCUAUCCCGUAGAUUAUGUGAGCAGAUGGGAAAAAUCUAGAAAUAAACUCGCAUCACAACCAAAUGCGUAAAUUAAUAUACGUUACAAAAAGAAUUUAAAUAGACAUUGAAGAACAAUUUCCGUUCAUUAAAACGGAAGUGAGUGAUCUUAUAACAUCCUUUUUGAAAAGUCCGUUUUAGGAUUACGUUUUGGGCAAUUUUUAUUUUAUAACUAUUUCGACUAUAUCACUGCCUUCGAUUUUCCAUAUAUAUUUUUUUUUAUAAAAAUAUACACGAAUAUGAUAUGAAUUAAUAUAUGGCACGAGAUUUUAAUAUUAAAAAAAAAACAAUAGGAAAUUUACAUCCUUAAUAUUUUGAGUAGAUCCAACUUUUGUACACGAUUGUACUUAUUGUUAUACAAAUUUUUCUAUGAUUAAAACUUAUACAAUAACCCUAAGAUAUCCUCACAACACAUAUCUUUUGUACUUAAUUAUGAACAUCACAUACUUGCCAUAUCAAUAAUCACAUUUUUUAGUUUAUUUAAUUUAAAAUCAUUAGUACCUACAUUUACAAACCAAGAGAAAAAUAUCAUAUAAUCCUAAAGGCACUUUUAUAUUAUAUGUCCUUAAUAUUAUUGGGAAUAUACAAUUAAGUUUAUCCCUGGCGGUAUAAUUGGUCAUACUGCGGAGGGAUCGUCCUGCGACCCCCAUAGGGUAUAGAUGCAUUUAAAAUAGGUUAAUGAUAAAGUAGAAAGACUUUAAAUGUUUUUUAGCAUGGAUUUAUCCUUAUACUCGGACUUUGCUUGGUAGAUCUGAGCCCUUAUGUACCUUUAAUUAGAGUAAGUUAUUUUGUCUAUUUCAUUAUGAAUUACAGUGUCUCCCAAAAACAGAAAUGUUAAAAUCACUGUAUUGUUUAUGCCAACUUAAAUAAGAUUAAGAGCUUGUUUACAAUAUUAUGAACAACUUACAAAUAUAUGUUUUUAAUAGAAAUUUUCAAAUAAACGCGAUCGCUUAAUAUUAGUUUCGUAGUUACUGAAACUUCGAAUUACAAAGUGACGUUCAUAAUCUGUAGCCUGUAUUGUGAGAUUGAUAUUUAAAAACAUUUUUAUAAACUAUAAAACUUUAAGUUACAUACCUACAGUAACCGGCACUAACUUUGGAAGAUUUUGGCGAAAUGUUGAUAAGUUUUGCCCAUGUACCUACACUUGGCGCCACAAAAAGAUGUCACUUUUGAUGCUUGUCACUAACAAAAACAACGGGUUCAAUUGAAGUGCUCGCAAGUGUUUGCGGGAGCGAACAACCAAUCACGCGCACGGAAUUGUGCUGUCUCUAUCCCCCGUCCCGCAUUAUACCAAUGACACCUAAAAAUCGCAUUCUGUGCAUCUAUCGCCCCCUGCUAGAUUGCGUGCCGGCUACUGUACUUAAAUUAAAAUUUAAAUCAGUUUCUAAACGUUAUCCUACCGAUUGUGUGGCGUUUGACAAUUAUCCAUAUAUAAGCUCACGAUGAUAUGGUAUUCGCUUUUGUUAUUAAAAUACAAUACAACGAUUGUAACGUCGUUUCCGCCCCGUGUGGUGCUACAUUAGCCAAUAGAAUACUUUAUAUUAUAAUACUUGUGUAUCCUUCAUAAACGGUGAGUGCCGAUGCCUAAUAUAAGACUAUUAUUAUUAUUUUAGGUAUUGCAUACAUUGCAACGAGUGAUUCUUAGGUUAAAGUAACUAUUGACGUUUGUGCCUUAAUAUAUAAAGUGAUACUUACCUUAUAUGUAGAUAUAAAAUUCAUAGUAAUAAAAAACUGUCUAUACAAAAUUUUUAUUAAGACAAUGAUGUUCCAAUGAAUGCAUUAUUGUAUAUUAUUAUAUUUAGUUGUAAUUUCCCUAAUUUUAAUCGAAUAUACUUUAAGUUAUACGGCUGUGGCUGUCAUUAUUAGUUUUAAACCUAACUUAACAUCUCGAUAGAAAAAUCAUAGUCAUAAAGUCAAAGUAAAUUAUAAAGAAAGACGAUAAACUAAAACUUUAUAAUUAAUUGUUUUAUCAUAGAUUUUGAUUCAUGUUAUUUCGCUAGUGUCAUGUGGGGAACAAAAAAAAACUUGGGCUACAAUUUGUGUAACAAUAAUUAAUGUCACUGUCAUUUUUUUAAGUCAGGAAAAUUUGGGUAAUGUUUUAAUCAUACUGAUUGUUGUUUAAGUUAUUCGACUGAUUCUGGUCUAAUAUAUGUAGGUAUUAUAUGGAUGAAAUUUUUGUGUCUGUUUUCUUAGUGACUAUGAUUUUUAACUGAAUAUUAUUUAAUGUCAUUUUUGGUAUGAGAGCUUGCUUGCUUUUUAAUAUUUAUUCCCAGAAAUAAUGCAACAUUACGUAUAGUAAUGCAAGCAGGUCUUGUUAUACCAUAUAAAAGGGUUAUUGCCUAAGCUGCGACUUUGUAUUAAUAAAAAAACCUUUGUUGUUA
Danaus plexippus (monarch butterfly) is the source of this 4783-nucleotide messenger RNA. Its product is annotated as monocarboxylate transporter 3. The coding region runs from base 422 to 2434 and encodes 670 amino acids. The transcript is spliced from 10 exons. Lineage: Eukaryota; Metazoa; Arthropoda; Insecta; Lepidoptera; Nymphalidae. Gene Ontology annotation, biological process: monocarboxylic acid transport; transmembrane transport. The record is from RefSeq and is a predicted model, not a curated record. Gene Ontology annotation, molecular function: monocarboxylic acid transmembrane transporter activity.